Messenger RNA from Sardina pilchardus (European sardine), 5819 nucleotides. It is a transcript of the gene micall1a, whose product is annotated as MICAL-like 1a. The transcript is spliced from 16 exons. NCBI's taxonomy places the organism in Eukaryota, Metazoa, Chordata, Actinopteri, Clupeiformes, Clupeidae. The record is from RefSeq and is a predicted model, not a curated record. Bases 857 to 3835 code for a protein of 992 amino acids. Gene Ontology annotation, molecular function: protein binding.
GCAGCACGGUGAUUACUAGGCUGCUGUGCUCAUAACGUUAGGUCCCAAUGAAUGUUCCUCAGAACAGAAGACACCCAGGUGGAGGUAUCCAUGGUGUGGGACAAAGAUUUCUUCUGUUCAUGACUGCUUGAAGGAUGACAAACUGACGGAUUGGACUAACUGUAUUUGGAACCUUGCAAGUCGAUCUUAACCAGGCUUUCGUCGAGCUAACACAGCUAGCGCUAGCAAGCUAAGAAAUUGACGUUGUUUCCUUGCCCAUAGGAAUGAGUUUGGCUGAAGUUGUCCACAGACGAGUACAGGCAUUUACAACAAAGGCAACUGCAUGUAUGUCGCCGUAACAUAACUCUGCGCGUAUGUUGUGUUUUGGGCUUUGCAUCCUGCAGUCUGAAACUUUUUCAUGUGUUUUUGCUGGACGUUUGAAUUGACGCAUCCAUGGCUGUUUGGCUGGGUUGGCCAGUAUGCCAAGUCAACGUUACAUUGUUAGCUGAAUCUGUAAAAGCCUGAGCCAGAAAUGUUCGAUGCUGGAUGGCAUGGCAGCAAGAAUGAGCUGUUUGUUUCUUUUGAGCACUACCUAUAUCAUGCUUUUUGGAUGGGCGUUUCCGACGUAAAUGACUGUCUUCGUAUUGCAUGAGCGAAUAUGAUUUUGUGACCUGCAUUUUGCCGACCAGCUAGUUGAUUAGCAAGCUACCCAACCUUGUGUGAAGUCCUGGAAGUGAUAUCGGGUGUUGGCUCCCCACCACACUCAGACUAACUGAGACCAGGCUCGCUAACUUUGAUUUUGCCCUUGCUGUUAUCUGGAUCGUUUGGCACCGGAAGACAGACAUUUCUUUUUUUGUUUGUAUGUUCAUUUUUAAUAAUGGGGUCGCUUAAAGCUCUUCAAGAGUGGUGUAGGAUACAAUGCGAGAGUUACAACGAUGUGGACGUAAGGGAUAUGACAACGUCCUUCAGAGAUGGCCUGGCGUUUUGUGCCAUCAUCCACAAACACAGACCGGAUUUGAUUGACUUCGACUCCCUCUCCAAAGAAAAUGUCUACGAGAACAACCGCCUGGCAUUUGAGGUGGCCGAGUCCGAGCUUGGCAUCCCAGCUCUGCUGGACGCCGAGGACAUGGUGUCCAUGAAAGUGCCUGACCGCUUGAGCAUCAUCACAUACGUCUCUCAGUAUUACAACUUCUUCACCAACAAGUCUCAUGCCAAUCCCCCCUGCAUGAAGAGGCCCAGUGGUACAGGCCAGACAGAGCCAGCUCUGAAGAGACCGGUCGCCCUCCUGGAAGACAGAGUGGUAGAGCCUGAGACGGGCGUGGCGGGCGCCCCCAAGCGCGGCACCCUGAGCAGCACCUGCGCCGCCUGCGGGAAGCACGUGCACCUGGUGCAGAGGUUCCUGGUCGACGGCAAGCUCUACCACCGCAACUGCUUCAGAUGUAAGGAGUGUUGCAGCACCUUGCUUCCAGGAUCUUACAAACCCGGAAGUGAUGCAGGUUCCCUGGUCUGCACGCAUCACUUCGCCAGGUCCUCCUCGACCAAUCAGAAUGGCAGACCGGAUCUUAGCAAGCAGCCAGGAAUGACGGCGAGGAUGCGUCCUAAAAGGCCUGAAACUCCACCCAAAGGGAGGAGCCUGGACAGACCAGCGCCCAAUGAGAACGCUGCUAGUCCCCAGGCCACACCCUUACCUGACCCGGCUACCACAUCAGACUCUAUGGAGACAGAGAACGAAAAGAGUGUGGCGGAGAAAGAAAAGAGUGUGGCGGAGAAAGAAAAGAGUGUGGCGGAGAAAGAAAAGAGUGUGGCAGAGAAAGAAAAGAGUGUGGCGGAGAAAGAAAAGAGUGUGGCAGAGAAAGAAAAGAGUGUGGAGAAAGGAGGAGAAACGAGUGAAAAUGUGAAGGAGGAGACGGCACCGCCCGCGCCGUCCACUCCACCCAACCCCUUCGACGAGUCGGACGAGGAGGAAGAGGAGGAGAAGAGAGGGCAGGAUGAAAAUGCGCAGAAGCCAGCGGCCAGCGCGUUAAACGGCGCCCCUCCCCCUGCGCCCCUGGACCGGGGCGGACCGGAGAGCAAGCCCGUGCCCGCCCCACGACGGCCAGCCGAGGCCACGCCUCCUCCUCGCCCCGCCCCGAGGAACAUCCAGCCUCGGGUGGUGACCAGUCCAGCAGUAAACGGGGAUCCGAACGAUCGCCGGCGAUCCGUUCCCGUGCCCCGCGAGCGCUCUCACUCCCCCGGAAGCUCCAGCCAAUCCAGCGACACCCCCAAACCCAAAGACCCGCCCUGGCUGGCCCUCGUCCAGCCCGAUUCCAAGAAGAAACCGGCCCCUCCUCCUCCCCCUGCUCCCGGGCUGGGGGGCGCGUCUCAACGCUCUGGCCCUGUUCCCUCUCUCAAAGGCGAGGGCUCGCGGCCCGCCACGCCCCCGCAGUCCACCAACCCCUUCGACGACGACGAGGACGAAGAGGAGGAGGUGGCCGAGGAGCCGGCGGACAGCUCGGCACCGCCGGCGGCGCUGGCCAGCCACCCCUGGUACAGCAUCACGCAGGCGGCGGCGGCGGCGGCAGAGCCCUCCGGCACAGACACACCUCCGUGCAGAACUAGUCCCGCCCCCUCGGCCAGUCCAGGAAGUGGCCGAAAGAGGCGGCCGGCCCCCCGACCCCCGCGGCCCUCCACUACAGCUCCCUCCCUCUCUCAGCCCUCCUCUGCCUCUCCCUCUCCAGCCCUGAGCACGGAGAGCCUCUGCUCGUCCUCCUCUGACCACGGUCAGCCCGCCUCCCAGCCCCCUGCCCCCUCUUCCUCCUCCGCCUCCCCCUCCUCCUCCUCGGCUGGACUGCAGGAGGCCGCAGGGACGCACCCCUUCACCAAGAGCGUGUCCGAGCCCUCCAUCAGCGGCCCGUCUCCGCCGCCCUCCGACGCCCAGCAGCAGCAGCAGCAGCAGCAGCGUCGCUCCCCGAGCCCCUCGGCACUGCCCGCGCUGGCGCUCGCGCCCCCCACCAACACCAGCUCGGCGCCGGCCACGCCGCAGACCAGCCGCAGCGCGGGGGUCAAGGGGGUCAGGCCUCCGCCCCCACGCCCCCCCACCGCCUCCAUGGGGUCUCUGUCUGUCGGGGCCUCGCCAGCCGACACCCCCACACACAGCAAGCGCACCUGUAAGGAGAACCCUUUCAACAGGAAGGCCUCCCCCUCCCACCCCUCCCCCACCUCCAGGCCACCCAAGGGCCCGCGCCCGGCCCGGCCCCCGGCUCCUGGACACGGCUUCCCCCUCAUCAAGCGCAAGGUGCAGUCGGACCAGUACAUCCCGGUGGAGGACAUCCACGGGGAGAUGGGCGACCUGGAGCGGCAGCUGGACGAGCUGGAGCAGAGGGGCGUGGAGCUGGAGAAGAGACUCCGGGACUGUGGCAACGAUGAGGAGGAGGAGCAUCUGCUGGUGGACUGGUUCACUCUGAUCCACGAGAAACACCAGCUAGUGCGCAGGGAGGCCGAGCUGGUCUACACGGCCAAACAGCAGAAUCUGGAGGAAAGACAGGCCGACGUGGAGUAUGAACUCCGUUGUCUCCUCAACAAGCCAGAAAAAGAGUGGACAGACGAGGACAAGAACCGCGAGAAGGAGCUGAUGGCGGAGCUGGUCACCAUCAUCGAGCAGAGGAACCAGAUCAUUAACAACAUGGAUCAGGACAGGCAGAGGGAGGAAGAGGAGGAUAAGCUGUUGGCAGCCAUGUUGAAAAGAAAAGAUUUCCACAAAGAGGCAGAUGAGCCGAAGAAGAAGGGCCCAAAGUUCAAGCCCAUGAAGGUGCUGAAGAGGCUGAGUCACAAGGGCGAGGGACCCAAGGGGGGCAGCCCGCAUAAGGACAAGAGCUGAGCUGGACCUGGGCCAGAGUGCCCGGCUCUUCUCCUCCUCCUCCUCCUCUGCAUUGCAGAAGGGAUGUCACGGACGACUGGAAGUGACGGAUGGAUGGAUGGAGAGAGUGAGAGAAAGAAAGAAAGAAAGAAAGGAAGGAAGGAAGAAAGUGACCGGAACAUUCAGUUUUACAAGAUUUGGACUUUGAAUCGAUAACUGACCGCAACAUAACGCAACUCUGUUCGUUUAUGUUAUACUUCAUCCAAAACACAGCCACGCAUUGUGUAAGAGUUUGGUUUUGGUUUUUUUUUACGUUGCCUUUGUGAACUGUGUGUGUGUUUGAGAGUGUGUGAGAGAGGAGGAAAAAAAACAGGAGGCCGAUAUAGUCUCAAAUGCUAAAGAGCUAAAAACGAACCAGAACCUCGGACUGACGAGUCAGCGAGCAGAGGCGAGGUGUGUGUAACCUUCCAAAGUGCUGUACUACCUUGUGAUUGUAUUUUACCGAUCGGAUCUUACCCAGCGUUUUAGAGGAGUAGCCACCAAAGCCGCCAGAACCACAUAGGAAGGAAAAAAUGUAUUCAUGUUAAUUCAGCAUGGAGUUAUUGUUAACCAUGUAGGUUUGUAGGUGUUUUUCCUUAUAAUAUUAUGCUUACUCAUUCACCUAGGUUUUAACACAGUCCUGAACAACAUAUUUAGCUUAUGUAACUUUUUAAAAACGGCAUCAGAUGCCACAACAUUGUAUCCGUUGCAUCAUGAUGGUCAUCACGGGCUGCUAAUGCACCCGGUUCUUUUUAAAGUGUCCUCCUGUCUUCCGUUGAUGUUUUUUUUAUCCAAUGAGGUGGCGUGUUAGUGGAGGGUCAGAGCAGGGCCGUCGCGGUACUGUAGGACAGUGUGGUUCUUCCCUGUGGUCAGAUUUGAUUGACAUAUCAGCACCUACAUCUGACUUAUUAAGUGAUUUGCACAUUUAAGGUGUCACGAGGACGAAUGGUUGACCAUGGCUGUGUACAUGAGAUGUCGGAGAAUGAGAACGAUCUGUCAGAUUAUAACUCUGAAAUCCCUAGUCAUCCAAGCCCCCCCCCCCAACCAAUAUUUAGGAACAGUUAAUGUAUGUAUGUCUGUAUAGUUCAGACCUGUUUGUUAUCAAAUACCAUAUGCAGACACAAUAGGAAAUUAGUCAUUAAAAAUAAAGAAAUAAACAGAAUAAUGACGUAACCCAUGCUACCUAUCAGACUGACAUGGGCGUGUACACUGAGCGCCAGUCAUGUGCGGUUCUCAGUGAGGUUGUGAACUGACUCCAGUCCUGAUGCACUUUGUGAUCUUUUGAAGUGCUUACAUUUUAUCUGAGCUUUUUCAUAGAAGCUUAUGAAAUAUUUUUUUUAUUUUCCUUGACGGUUGCGAACAAAUAUGUAAAAGUCUGCACCAUCAGGAAAAAAAGAUGCCCUACAUUGGCUGUCCAUGAUGAAUUUUUAUCAUUUUCAACUGUAGAUAGGUUUAUUAAUGUAUGCAUUUUUUCACAUGUGAAAAAACCCUUUAGUGCAGUUUCUGCAAUAUUGUGUUUAAUUUAUAUAUUACACUGCCUUCAGUUUUUACUUUGUAACUCCUGUCUGUCAUUAACUGCCAGUGUGUAUUGGCCUUAAAAGAGGAAGAGGAGGAGAUGAUGUUUGCAGAGGGGAGUACCCUCAUUUUGUGGUAUUUAUAGACGAGUCCGGAGUUGUUUGUCUUGGUUGUUGUUGUUGUUGUCCUUUUGUUUUGUCUGACUGUCUGUUUUGUUCUCAUGUGUCUUUGUCAACAUGCAGGUGUGUCUGUAGUUUGUGUCUUUUUGCUCUCACUCCAGCAGACAGAUUCUCCUGCGGGACUGUGACCUCCGACAUGUCUCUCUGCCUGUCUGUCUGUCUGUUACUCAUACCAGCAGGGGCUUUCGUUGGCGUUUUAAAGACUUUCACGCUCCAUUGCAAUACAGCAAAGCCAAAUCCAGACAGGGAAGCUGAGAAAUAAAACUCAUUAA